Molecule: messenger RNA, 1359 nt
Organism: Alternaria metachromatica
Lineage: Eukaryota; Fungi; Ascomycota; Dothideomycetes; Pleosporales; Pleosporaceae
Exons: 2
Coding region: 1-1359 (452 amino acids)
Source: RefSeq, a predicted model, not a curated record
AUGGACGAUUAUGCUCAUCUACUCAGAUGGCAGAAUGUGGCGGGAGGUGACCAGAUCAUAGACUUGCCUGACGAGGACGACCUACAAGAGGAUGAUAAUUCCGGGCUGGGGGAUGCUGCUGAAGAGGAUUCUCGAUCAGUCGACGAUGAGGAUGAGGCUGCAGUUGAAGAAACGAGCAAGCGGACCAAGUUGAGUGAGGACAAGAUUGUCGACAUUAUCAACGAUCGAAUUAAGGUCUUCACAAACGCCUGGAGACCAAACAAGGGUGUUGCUCGCGGCGAGGAGGUGGACUACGACCCAGUCGCUAUGUGGACUGAAGCGGAGGCUAAAGGAGAGCGAGAAGCCCUAGCGAAAACGUACGAGACAGAGCAUCUCUACUAUAAGUCAAGACUGGAUGAAUUGUGUGACCAGAUCGUCAAAUUCCCAGGACGCAAUGCGGAGCAAGUACGGCGACAAUGCAGCAACCUCGAGGUCACGGUCGACUCCAUGGAAUUUGCAGCCUGGUUACGCGACAUCUACAAGCUGGAACCCGUUGACGACAGUGAUGAAGAGCAAGUACCUGACGAUCAAGACACCGCGAUGCGCGACCAACCGAAUAUACCACGGACUGCAUCAUCUCUUCAAAUAGAGCCGGGAAAUGAGAUUAUUGAUUUGGGUUCACCCCCAGAUUCGUCAGACAUCGAAGAUGGAAAUGCAUUGCCGUCAGGAAUCAAUAUUGGUGCUGAAGCUGAUCCGCUCGAAGACCUGACACAUUCAUCGACACGAGACUCUGUCAUCGCCGACAGCGUAGAGCCAAUCAUGUAUGCGCACCCAGGGCUUCUUGAGCCUGACGGCUUGUCCACCCGUCCACCUAUUAACCAUGGAGAUGAGCCUGAGAACGCCUCGAUCGCUACAGUUCGCCGCUGGAAAUGGGAAGAUUUGGUCGAGCAUCUUGACCGUAAGCGCGUGGUCUCAAAAGUCAUCUACGAAAUGAAGUUCAAUGAUCGCGAAGUUAUUCGUAAUCGAAUUCGCCUUGUUGGAAAGAUCAAUCUGAUCAAAGAGAUCAGAGCAUGCAUCGGUAUGUUGUGCAGAAGAGAAGCGAAGCUGCAAGGCGUCCUUCCUCGAGACAUGCCAAAGAUUCUCGCGUUCACGAAGCUGUUCUUGUCUUGGUGGUUCUGUAGCAACUACUCCCAAGAACCCGAUGCAUCCAAGAAAGAUCUUGAAGAGCUGAGAAGAUGUAUGGAUAGUGGGGCCGCCGAGACAAGUACAUUUUACGACUAUGUGUAUACGAUUAUGGGGACGACGUUCAGCGAAAAGGCUCUGCAGCAUCCUGACCAGCCAUCUCAGGCCGAGAUCAUCGAGAUUUCUGAUGAUGACUGA